UGACGUUAGCUAGUUUCCUGAUAAAAAUGAACAAGAUUGACGUGUGACCUUUAUUUGUUAUGAUUUUGUGAUCAAUACUACCAAAGGGAAAGUCUUUUCGUGAUAAGAAUUCAGAUUAGAACAAGGGAAAGGUUUAUAAACUGUCAUCAAAAAUAUGGAUUUAGCUAAAUCUUUAUUUAGUUCACGCGACCAUGUCGGAUACGUAGGCCGGGAGGAUCAUGAACGAAAAAUCAGUGCAGCAUUAGCUGAUGACGACCCAGAAGAUGUGAUAGAUGCAAUACGAGGACUUAAUAUCGCCGAUGAACUUCUCCCGGCUCCUGGUGGGCCGUUUUCUGCUUUGACUCCAAGCAUGGUACCCCAAGAUAUCAUGGCCAAACUAGCACAACCCGAAUCCGAAGGUCAUGGUGGCGGCUUACCAGAUUACAGAUUCGAUGAGUUCGGCUUCUGUGUCGAAGAAGAGGACGGGCCAGAACAGAGUUCAAAUAAACUUUUGGCAAAUGCAUUUGUGGAAGAUGAUCAACAUAGACUCCAAUGGGAAUUUUACAGCAAAGAAAUAAGUUUUUCUGAAAGUGAAGGGAAACUCGAGAAGACAGAUAAACUGCACAAAAUGGUGAAGGAUGGUGUGCCCCACUCUCUUAGGCCACAAGUAUGGAUGAACCUAUGUGGAGCAAACAAAAAAAGGGCAUCUACUGAGAUCACUUAUCAUGAUAUAGUAAGGGCUUCAAGUGAUGAUGGUUUGGUAACAAGCAAGCAAAUAGAGAAGGAUUUGGUACAAAUACUACCAAAUAAUGUGUGCUUUUCACAUCCAACAAGCACUGGUGUACCAAGGCUGCGUAGAAUAUUAAGAGCCUUAGCCUGGCUAUAUCCAGAUAUAGGAUAUUGUCAGGGCACUGGAAUGAUAGCAGCAUCACUACUGCUUCUGAUGGAGGAAGAAGAUGCUUUUUGGAUAAUGUGUACUACAGUAGAGGAUCUUCUACCAGCUUCAUACUAUUCUUCAACUUUGAUUGGUAUACAGGCUGAUCAGAGAGUAUUGAGAACUUUAAUUGCAAACUAUCUGCCAGGUAUUGAUCAGGUUUUAAACGCACAUGACAUUGAGCUGUCUCUCAUUACCAUGCAUUGGUUUCUGACAUUAUAUGCUAAUAUUGUUCAUAUGAAAAUUUUACUUAGAAUUUGGGAUCUCUUUUUUCUAGAUGGUUCAAUAGUUUUAUUUAAAGUUACACUAGCUAUGUUAAAGAUUAAAGAGAACAGAUUUACUGAGAUAUCUAAUUCAGCUCAGAUUUUUAAUACACUCUCAGAUAUUCCGCGGGAAAUAGAUGAUGUUGAUUUACUUAUUAAAACUAUUUAUGAAGUUUGUGGAGAUACUCUUAGUCCCACUUUAAUUGACACGCAUAGGAGGAGGCAUUUGGCUUACUUGAUGGCUGACCAAGGUGCACUUGUUGGUAAUCCCAGUGCUGUGCCCAACUUACCCAAACAACAACUUCAAAGGCGCCAGAUAAAGAAAAACAAAUCUGUUAUACAGACAAUAUUAUUUGGAGAAGAUAGCAACAAUGAAGAUGCAGUUUCUAAAAAUGUGAAGCAAACGGAAAUUCUAGUUGAUCUUAGAGAAGCUAUACUUCAAGUUGCCAGACACUUUUUGGCUCUAGAGCCACAAUUGGCAUCUGAAGUUCAAUUAACAGCAGACUACACAAUGCAAAGCCAUGCAGCAGACCGGGAAAGAUAUGUCAAUGUUUCACGGAGUAAGAGACGUAGAGCUAAGGCUCUUUUAGAUUUUGAGAGAAGAGAUGGUGAUGAACUAGGAUUCAGAAAAAAUGAUGUAAUUGAAGUGAUCAGCUCAAGAGACGAACACUGCUGGAUUGGAGAGUUGAAUGGUUUGAGAGGUUGGUUUCCAGCAAGAUUUGUCAAACUUUUGGAUGAGAAGGGAGUAAAAUACAGCAGAGCUGGUGAUGAUUCUGUGACAGAAAAAGCAGCUCAUCUUGUAAGAGGGGUGUUAGCACCUGCAUUCAAGAGAGUCCUCUUGCAUGGUAUCAAAAGACCAAGUUUCCUUGAUGGACCUUGUCAUCCAUGGUUGUUUAUAGAAGAGGCUUCAUCAAGGGAAGUGGAAAAAGAUUUUAAUUCUGUGUACAGUCGUUUGGUCUUGUGCAAGACAUACCGUUUGGAUGAGGAUGGUAAAGUUCUCACUCCAGAGGAACUGUUAUACAGAUGUGUACAGGCCAUUAAUUUGUCACAUGAUAAUGCUCAUGCACAAAUGGAUGUUAAAUUACGUACACUUAUUUGUAUGGGAUUAAAUGAAGAGGCUCUGCACUUAUGGUUGGAAGUCUUAUGUUCUUGUGUGGAUGUUGUACAAAAAUGGUAUCAUCCAUGGUCAUUCAUAAAUUCCCCUGGAUGGGUUCAAAUAAAAUGUGAAUUAAGAAUCCUUUCCCAAUUUGGAUUUAAUUUAAACCCUGAUUGGGAAUUACCCCUUAAGAAGGAUACACAAAAUCAGCCCUUAAAGGAGGGUGUGAGAGAUAUGCUAGUAAAACAUCAUUUAUUUUCAUGGGAUUUGUAGUUGAUAGACAAUUUUUAUUAAUAUACAUUUAGCUUAAUUUAUCAAUGUAUGUGCAAUUUCUUAUGUGAGUAAUAAUGUACUUAAAGCCUUGUAUAAAAUUUUGUUAAUAGGAAAAAUCACUGUUAUGUUGCUUUUUAUAAUACAAUUUUAUUCCAAAUCACUAAUAAAAAUAUAAAAUAUAGUUA
Messenger RNA from Manduca sexta (tobacco hornworm), 2730 nucleotides. Its product is annotated as small G protein signaling modulator 3 homolog. The transcript has a single exon. Gene Ontology annotation, molecular function: protein binding. The record is from RefSeq and is a predicted model, not a curated record. NCBI's taxonomy places the organism in Eukaryota, Metazoa, Arthropoda, Insecta, Lepidoptera, Sphingidae. Bases 155 to 2545 code for a protein of 796 amino acids.